UGGCGUCUGACAGCCAGCCAGACAGCCAGACCGACCGAGGGCCUGAUGAGUUGUCGCCCGUCGCCCUUCCCGCGGAGUGAUGCCAUGGCAAUCCAUUGCUCCGUGUGGUGUGGACAUGGCCAUGCCCGUCGCCAUUAUCGCUGCCGGGCCUCGCAUGACCCCAUGUGGAAUGGGCAAACUGGCCCUGCACACGAGGGAGUGGUGCCAAGCCAUUCCACCCUACCCAUCCAGAGCAUAGCAAGGCCGCUAUCAGCUCAAGCUCGCCGUGUAUGCGCGGGGAACGUUUGGGCUGUGGGCCCCCUCUUCGCUGCCGCCCACUUCGACCUAGCGGGCCAUGUCGUGCAUACACAUGCGUCCAGACUCUCAGCCUGGCCAGCCUUCCUGUGCCCAUGCUGCCCAUGCUGCCCAUGA
Molecule: messenger RNA, 411 nt
Organism: Bipolaris oryzae ATCC 44560
Lineage: Eukaryota; Fungi; Ascomycota; Dothideomycetes; Pleosporales; Pleosporaceae
Exons: 1
Source: RefSeq, a predicted model, not a curated record